AUGAAGUAUUAUGUUUGUUUGACAGAGCUUGUACAAUGUCAAAGUGAGGAGGAUGGUGGUGAUGGGGUUGCCACCGAUUGGAUGUGCACCUUAAUACUUUCAGAAAUACAGGCGCUAGAACGGAGAGUGUUCAGGGGAUGUGAACAGCCUGACAUGGAAUACAACUUCGUCAUGAGAUACACUGUUGAUCAGCUUAACCGUGAGCUUCGGGGCGUACGCAUAUCAAUUAUCUACUGCGAUGUGUUUGAAAGCUCAAUGAAUAUCCUCAAGAACCACCAACUGUACGGUUUCAGUGAGACGACGAAGGAUUGUUGUGGGCUAGGGACGUACAAGGGAUGGCUUCCGUGCAUCUCGCCGGAAAUGGCUUGCUCUAACGCCGCCAGUCAUCUAUGGUGA
Messenger RNA from Eruca vesicaria subsp. sativa (arugula), 396 nucleotides. NCBI's taxonomy places the organism in Eukaryota, Viridiplantae, Streptophyta, Magnoliopsida, Brassicales, Brassicaceae. The record is from the annotation of a GenBank genome assembly.